Acomys russatus (golden spiny mouse) is the source of this 1544-nucleotide messenger RNA. Its product is annotated as GTPase IMAP family member 9-like. Bases 249 to 1124 code for a protein of 291 amino acids. Lineage: Eukaryota; Metazoa; Chordata; Mammalia; Rodentia; Muridae. The transcript has a single exon. Gene Ontology annotation, molecular function: GTP binding. The record is from RefSeq and is a predicted model, not a curated record.
GAAGAAUCACAUCGGGUAUCAUUUUUUUCUGAGGAGAAACUGUUUAAUUUCUCUAUUUCCUCCACAGUAAUGCUUCACCUUUCUGUAUAUGGAUGCAUACAGAUAACAGAUCAUUGCAAAAUUUCAGGGAGGGAGGGAAGAAAAGAAAGGCUUGGAAGGAGUUCCCUUUAUUCUAAUAGGCAAUUUUCCUCUCUUUCUCUUCUUUAAGAUCUGAGCAUUCCAGUUCUUCAGAGUCAGCUUGCCCCAACAUGGCUAGCUGUGCAGACACUGAUCUGAGGAUCAUUCUGAUAGGAAAAACCGGAAAUGGAAAGAGUGUUUCAGCAAACACCAUCCUAGGGAGACCUGAAUUUGAGUCUAAGAUUUCUGCCCAUGCUGUUACCAAGACCUGCCAGAGAGCAACCAGGACAUGGAAGGGGAAAGAGCUGGUUGUAGUUGACACUCCUGGGUUCUUUGACACCAAGGAGACCCUGAGGACCACAUGUACAGAAGUCAGCCGCUGUGUCCUCUACUCCUUGCCUGGGCCUCAUGCCAUCAUCCUGGUCCUACAGCUGGGUCGCCACACUGAGGAGGAGGAGAAAACUGUUGCUCUGAUCAAGGGUAUUUUUGGGGAGGCAGCCAUGAGGUAUAUGAUAGUCUUGUUCACUCGCAAAGAUGACCUUGAGGACCGGAGCCUUGACAGCUUUGUUGAAGAAAAUAAAAAGCUAAAAGACUUCGUCGUGCAGUGUGGGAAUCGCUACGUUGCCUUCAAUAACAAAGCAGGUGAGGCCGAGCAAGAAACGCAAGUGCAGGAGCUGAUAGAGCUGAUAGAGAACAUGGUGGACAGAAACGGAGGGUCUUACUUUCAGGAGAAGAUCUACGAGGACACAGAUAACAGCCUCAACGACUAUCUAAACAAUCUGGAGGAAACUUAUGCUCAAGAAUUAAGUCUUGAAUUCCAAAGAAUAGAAAAGGAAUAUGCUAAUAAAUCAGAAAAAGAAAAGGAGGCAGAAAUUGAUUCUGCAAUGAGAAUUUACAAAGAAAAAAUUAAAAGUGGGAGGGAAGAAGCUAAAGAGAAUACAUUAAAGUAUAUUUUCCAGCAGAUAUUUAAAAUACUUUCCAAACUUUGGAACAAGUUGUGGUCGUGAUGCAAAUUUGAUUCUUUCUUAUUGAUGACCUUUGGUCUUUGACAAUUUUAUACAUGCAUGCAUAUGAUGUGUUCUGAUUGUAUGCGUGUCAUUAUGUGUUGGUAUCUUUUCUGCUUUGCGAUCCAUAGACUUUAACAAGGACCAUGUGUGUGACAACAAGUUUAGCACAAUCUGUCAGACAGUGUUGGCCUCACCGAGAGGAAUCCAAUGGAACACAGUGACUGUUCUUUCCCAGAGUCCAUCAGUAGUUGCUAGCUCAACAGGGUGGAGUAAGUUCCCAUGAGCUCCUCCAUCUAUCCAGUAGGUUGACAGACCCAUGGCUUCUGUGAGCCUUGUGAUUCCAAUGGCUGUUUCCUGAAUCUUAAAGGAAGUGGUAUACGUGUCCUGUUCAUGGCCAAACAGUGACUUAUCACUUGUUCU